Messenger RNA from Corvus hawaiiensis (hawaiian crow), 815 nucleotides. RefSeq names its product cyclin-dependent kinase 2-like. The transcript has 4 exons. Gene Ontology annotation, biological process: signal transduction; regulation of gene expression; regulation of G2/M transition of mitotic cell cycle. Gene Ontology annotation, molecular function: cyclin binding; ATP binding; cyclin-dependent protein serine/threonine kinase activity. The coding region runs from base 291 to 815 and encodes 174 amino acids. Gene Ontology annotation, cellular component: cytoplasm; cyclin-dependent protein kinase holoenzyme complex; nucleus. The record is from RefSeq and is a predicted model, not a curated record. Lineage: Eukaryota; Metazoa; Chordata; Aves; Passeriformes; Corvidae.
GGGACACCCCCGGCCCCGGGACACCCCCCCCGUGCCAUCACCGGGACAACCCCCGGAUAUCCCUCCCUGGGACCCCCCCCCCCACUGCUGGGGGCCACCCCCGGGGCCACCCCCACGACCCCCGGGGCCACCACCCGCGACACCCCGUCCAUCCCCCUGCCCCUAUUCCCGGUGUCUCCUGUCCCCGUUCCCGCUGUCCCCUGGGUUCCUCCAGCACCGGGAAUCCCCCGGACCCCCCCGUGUCCCUUCCCUGGGGUCUCCCCCGUGUCGUGUCCCCUCUCCCCCUCCCCAUGGAGAACUUCCAGAAGGUGGAGAAGAUCGGGGAGGGCACUUAUGGGGUCGUGUACAAGGCCCGCAACAAGGUGACGGGGGAGGUGGUGGCUCUCAAGAAGAUCCGCCUGGACACGGAGACCGAGGGUGUCCCCAGCACGGCCAUCAGGGAGAUCUCCCUGCUCAAGGAGCUCAACCACCCCAACAUCGUCAAGCUCCUGGACGUCAUCCACACGGAGAACAAGCUGUACCUGGUGUUCGAAUUCCUGCACCAGGACCUCAAGAAGUUCAUGGACUCCUCAUCCCUCAGCGGGAUCGCGCUGCCCCUCAUCAAGGUGGGCCCUAAACCCCCCUGGGGGGCACACUGGGGGUGCCAGGGGGGUUUAGGGACACCCUGGGAACAUCCCAAGGGACCCCAAUGUCAGCCCAGGGGGGUCUGGGGUCCCUCUGGGGCACAUCCUGGUGUCCCCAACAUCACCCCAGGGGGGUUUAGGGACUCCCUGGGCACCCCAAUAGGGACCCCAACAUCACCUGCGAGGGUUUAA